GGAGGGGGAGGGGUGUCCCGUCGGCAGGCACACAGACAGCAGGCAGCAGCUGCAGCAAGAAGGACCCGGUACCCGUUUCUCUGCAUUAAAACAUUCAUAUUAACGAUCUUUACCUCCGAAGCACAUAGGACAGCAAACACACACCAUAUCUAAAAUGGUAGACCGCGAGCAACUGGUGCAGAAAGCCAGGCUGGCCGAGCAGGCGGAGAGGUAUGAUGAUAUGGCAGCUGCCAUGAAAUCGGUCACAGAACUGAACGAAGCACUAUCCAAUGAGGAGAGGAACCUGCUCUCUGUGGCCUAUAAGAAUGUGGUUGGGGCGAGGCGUUCUUCCUGGCGCGUCAUCUCCAGUAUUGAGCAGAAAACAUCGGCCGACGGCAAUGAGAAGAAAAUCGAGAUGGUGCGUGCCUACCGGGAAAAGAUCGAGAAGGAGCUGGAGGCCGUCUGCCAGGACGUGCUCAACCUGCUCGACAACUUCCUGAUCAAGAACUGCAACGAGACGCAGCACGAGAGCAAAGUGUUCUACCUGAAGAUGAAGGGCGACUACUACCGCUACCUGGCCGAGGUGGCCACGGGGGAGAAGAGAGCCGCGGUGGUGGAGUCCUCCGAGAAGUCCUACAGCGAGGCCCACGAGAUCAGCAAGGAGCACAUGCAGCCCACCCACCCAAUCCGCCUGGGCCUGGCUCUCAACUACUCCGUCUUCUACUAUGAGAUCCAGAACGCCCCAGAGCAAGCGUGCCACCUGGCCAAGACCGCCUUCGAUGACGCCAUCGCCGAGCUGGACACCCUGAACGAGGACUCCUACAAAGACUCCACUCUCAUCAUGCAGCUGCUACGAGACAACUUGACGCUCUGGACGAGCGACCAGCAGGACGACGAGGGAGGAGAGGCCAACAAUUAAAUGGUCCCAAACCUCAUUCUGCCAAAACAACACAACACGCGCGCUCACAAAUGAUGACAAAAUAAUAAUACUAGUUAAACAAUUCUUAGAAAUUUAAAAAAGAAUCGGGAGUGGGGGGAGGGGCUGUUGGAACAUUGGAGGCCAAUUUAGCGGAUGGUACUAACGUGGCUGCUGUUCUUCAUUUUUCAACAAAUUUUAAAAAGUUGGAGACAAUUUUAGUUGGAGUAAUUACCUAAGAUUAAAAAACAAAUAAAACAAUGAAACCCCCUCCUUGGUAGCCUCUGCAGCAUUUGCCAAAAUACCACUAUAGAAGCAGGAAGUAUGUCAUUCAUCGCAGUGUGACUAUUGGGUAAUGAUGCCUUCACACUGGCAGAGACUGGUCUUAUCGCGCAAAUGAAGCUGAGCUGUCCUAUUGUAUUUGGUGAGGGGAGGAGCAUUCAGAAAUUGGGUUUUCGGUGCUUGAGCAGCCAGAAAAUUAGAGUCACCUCGAAUGUCAUGGCCUUGCUUAGUGAAAGAGAAAGACUAGGGAGGAAGCGAGCGAGAGAGCAGAAGGGUUGCAGAGAUGAAGACUGAGCUUUUUUAAGGGGGUGUCCAACUUCAUUGUGUAACUUCAAAUAUGCACCGACAUCUUUAGUUGCACCACACUAUGAUCAUUGAGUGGAAAGCAGGUCGUCUCUGUUGAUGAAGAUGACAAAUGUUUUUGUUUGCUUUGUGUCAGUUAUGUGUCCAGCGCAGUCAUACAGUCAUACUGUAACUAAAAAUACAAAUUCAUGAAGUAAACUUAGUGCAGCGUGUCCCUCUCAUGUGCUGAUGUGCUUUAUUCAAUAAAUUAACUGUUUAUCGACACCUAAUUCUUAUCGUCAAUAUUUUCAUUACUAUAACAACUUCUAUUGGCUCCGUGUAGGAAACAGUUCCAGAUAGCAAAGUAAGAUAAAAGGACAUUUAAAAAAAAGAAAGUGGUGAUUGAACAUUAUCAUGAUUCCACCCUUAUUCAAAACACUCAGUAGGAUCUCUGAAACGGCACCUGAAACCACAUACUUGAUGAGUAUUGUUUGUGGACAGAGCACAUGCAAUGUUAAGUGGAAGCUCUAAAAGCAGAUUUGAGGUUUGUGGAUUUACUUUGUCUUCAGUUACUUCUUGGUCAAGAAAUGCACUUGCCUAUUAUACUGUUUCUUCAGUGUAAGAUGAUAACUGCUCCAAUAUUCUCCAUAAUACAAUAUUGUGCAUGCUGGUGAUGUAUUUAUACAGUAGCUUCAAUUUAUUAACUUAUACUGUAGAUGUUAUGUAUUCAUAUGAACAUGGAAUUACUAGACCUUAAUCAGAUUAUUUUCUAUUUAUUUCUUUUUAUCGCAAUUGUUAGCUAGACCUUAUUUUAAUCUGUGUUUUCUUUACUCCAUUUGCUGAAGUACGCUAUACCAAAACAGUGAUUGUUAACAAUAAAUUGAUCUGUUAAGGACA
Molecule: messenger RNA, 2356 nt
Organism: Eleginops maclovinus (Patagonian blennie)
Lineage: Eukaryota; Metazoa; Chordata; Actinopteri; Perciformes; Eleginopidae
Gene: ywhag1
Product: 3-monooxygenase/tryptophan 5-monooxygenase activation protein, gamma polypeptide 1
Exons: 2
Coding region: 155-898 (247 amino acids)
Biological process (GO): signal transduction; intracellular protein localization
Cellular component (GO): cytoplasm
Molecular function (GO): protein kinase C binding
Source: RefSeq, a predicted model, not a curated record